AUGUCCUUGAGAAUAAUUCCCUCCGAUUCAAGAGAAUCCGAAGUUUCAUCUACCCACUUCAAUGUCCCUUCCACAAAUGCUCCUUCAUUAUCAGAAACAUUACAUACCCAAUCAGGACCAAUAAAUAUAUCAUCCAAAAUCAACAACCUUCAUCCAUUACAAUCUAGAGUAAACAACUGGGAACAAACUCAACAGGAUACUAGAUUCGAAACUUACAGACGUAUAUUUGGUGCAGGUGAACCGAUCAAAAGAACAAUGGAGUUGUCAAUUGUUGAAAAUACUGAUUUCAAACCACAAGUAUUGGGAGGCAGUGAUCCAAUGCAUAAGGAUAUGUUGUUGGGAAAAGAUGCUAGUUUGGAUUGGGAAGAUGUUUAUCCAAAUGGAUUGAAUCAAAACGGAAGCAAUGUAAUGGAUAUGCAUGGCGAGAUGGAAAAGAGAUUAGGUCUUUAA
This is a messenger RNA of Lodderomyces orthopsilosis Co 90-125, 450 nucleotides long. RefSeq lists its product as uncharacterized. Gene Ontology annotation, biological process: proteasome assembly. Lineage: Eukaryota; Fungi; Ascomycota; Pichiomycetes; Serinales; Debaryomycetaceae. The record is from RefSeq and is a predicted model, not a curated record. Gene Ontology annotation, cellular component: nucleus; cytoplasm. The coding region runs from base 1 to 450 and encodes 149 amino acids. The transcript has 2 exons.